Messenger RNA from Nicotiana attenuata, 1847 nucleotides. RefSeq lists its product as uncharacterized. The transcript is spliced from 2 exons. NCBI's taxonomy places the organism in Eukaryota, Viridiplantae, Streptophyta, Magnoliopsida, Solanales, Solanaceae. Bases 1042 to 1587 code for a protein of 181 amino acids. The record is from RefSeq and is a predicted model, not a curated record.
AUGUGAUAGGAGUGAAAAACACAAAAGCUUGUGAUGUGUCUGUUUUCAUAUUGCUCGAGACCUAUAAUAUGUUUAAACUCUUUCACCACAGAAGCUUGUCACCUGCAGCUUCAUGUUGUAUUUUUUAUUCUAUGUUUCUCUCAAGGAUCUAGUUACUUAAAAUUCCUAUCUCUUAAAUUGCACUCUGCUUUUACAACAAAAUGCGAGUAUAGCUACAGCUUCCUACUACUGCUUCCUUCUCAACCACCACUCAACAUUACUCGUCGCAGUUCAUACUUCAUAAGGGCCUGCUACAAUUAGUGCUACUUGAUCAUUCUUAGCACUUAUUUUUUUUCCUUCUAUUUGUUUUUACUAGAUUUUAGCUUUCCACUGUUCUUGAUGCAUGAACCGAGCCAUAAUGGAUAGUUGUAUCUAGGGAAUUACAAAAGUCAAUUGAAUUAUGGCAUGAUUGGCUUUAGAUCUUCCCUGGUUUCGGCAGUGUUACAGUACAGGUAAUGCUGCAACCAAAAUAAUUCAUAACUCAAGAUAGGAGGUAGGGAGUUUCUUGUUAAUUUCCAAAGGCCACAGUCUCAAGAAAAAUUGUCCAAUUUGCGUAUUCUAAGUGAGAUUAGGUGUUUAUUGUAGUAGUUGAUCUUGUUGGAGCUUUGCACUUCCUCGGAGAAAAUCUUCAACUGUUGCGCAGGAGAGAAAUAAAUUCAUCCACUAGCUAUAGCCAAUAUGUAAUUGCAUUGUUUUUGAAUUCACCAGUAGCAGGUCAUAUUAGCUGUACGACUCUCCAAAAUUAGCUGUUAAUUCCUUGUUAGCAGUGUGAUAUAAGAAGAUUUUACGCAUAAAAUUAAAAUAGCUAAAUACAUUGAAAUAGAGAAGUGUCACUAGAGUGUCAUGUGAUAAAAGAAUAUAUAUACUUGCCAAAGUAAAAAAUAAGUUUUAUUGAACAGAUGUAAGACUAAUAUUAUAUGAGAGUGAAUGUUUUGCCCUUAAAAAUCCAACAUAUCCAGAAAAUGAAUAUUUUGGUCUAUUUUUAUCGAACUAUAUUUAUAUAUGUUAAUUUCGUUAACACGUUUUAUUAUAUUUGUAGGAAAAAAAUUGGGGAGGAAGAUGAGUCAUGAUGAGUUCUUCAUGGAGACUCACAUCCGGAAGAAGAAGGCACCGACAGAUCCAACUAGAUGGGUCGAGGACCGGGCGGAGAUUACACAUGGUCGCUACAAGAUCAAUUUGGAGGAGUACACUCAGAGCUUGCCAUCAAAUGAGCAAGGUGAGCGACCGCCCAUUUCAGACGAAGAAGAGGAGAGGACAUGGUUGGAUAUUGUCGGUGGUCCUAAAAAGGGGAUAGCAUACGGCCUUUCAGAUAAAUUGUUUCGGCGCUACAGGGCUGGAUUGCAAGGUAUAGGGACUUCCGCCCAGGGCGAGGCGAUUGAUAGUUCGACUAUAUCGUCUAUGGAACAGAAGAUCGCAAAGCUGAGUGCAGAGCUUGAAGAGACCAAGGCUAGAGAAAAGAAGAGAUUUGAUACCCUUCAAAUUCAGCUAGAAAGGAGGGACGAACAAUUUGAUACCCUUCAAGUUCAACUAGAAAGGAGGACCGGAUAAUUUGAUCUCCUUCAAGGUCAGUUGGCCAAUCUUCUUGCUAGUGGUGCUUUCCCCAUUCCCCGGUCUCCUCCUCCUUCCCCACGUGCCGGCGAUGAAGGUCCUAGGACUGAAAAUGGAGAUGAUGCUACAUAAAAAAUCUCAUUGAAUGUUGUGUAUUGUUAAACAAAGUUUUGAACUUGUCAAUAUUUUGUUGUUGUUGGUUAUUUGAAUGAUGAUUAUAUUGUUAUUUUGUUAUUGAAUAUUUUAGUAGUUGUUGUUGU